AUGGACGGUUUCAAUGAAAACUACCUGAACGAUGAAGACGACUUCAUGGGGGACGAGUUCGGACAAGGAGUGGACAGCGACGAUGGAGACAACUACGAGAAUGACAUAGAUAUCAUAACGGAAAACCAAAUUAAGAAGGAAAAAUCGGAUUACGAACAUUCGGAUGCGAAUGAAGAUAACAUCAGGAUAACAAGCCCGUACUUAACAAAGUAUGAAAAGGCCAGAAUUAUAGGGACCAGAGCUCUACAGAUAAGUUUAAAUGCUCCCCUGACGAUACCGAUAGAAACCCAAGGGGGAGAUGUGUCUAAUGGGAAAAAUGAAUAUGAUAAUUACCUUAAUAAUGAUCCGUUGGUAAUUGCGGAAAGGGAGUUACAUAACAAGUCGAUUCCGUUCAUUUUGAGGAGGUACUUACCCAAUGGUAGUUACGAGGAUUGGAAAUUGGACGAGCUCAUAAUUGACUAG
Messenger RNA from Plasmodium knowlesi strain H, 462 nucleotides. Its product is annotated as DNA-directed RNA polymerases I, II, and III subunit RPABC2, putative. NCBI's taxonomy places the organism in Eukaryota, Apicomplexa, Aconoidasida, Haemosporida, Plasmodiidae. The coding region runs from base 1 to 462 and encodes 153 amino acids. Gene Ontology annotation, biological process: DNA-templated transcription. The record is from RefSeq and is a predicted model, not a curated record. Gene Ontology annotation, molecular function: DNA binding; DNA-directed RNA polymerase activity. Gene Ontology annotation, cellular component: RNA polymerase II, core complex; nucleus; RNA polymerase III complex. The transcript is spliced from 2 exons.